Gloeophyllum trabeum ATCC 11539 is the source of this 753-nucleotide messenger RNA. RefSeq lists its product as uncharacterized. The record is from RefSeq and is a predicted model, not a curated record. The transcript is spliced from 5 exons. NCBI's taxonomy places the organism in Eukaryota, Fungi, Basidiomycota, Agaricomycetes, Gloeophyllales, Gloeophyllaceae. Bases 37 to 753 code for a protein of 238 amino acids.
UGCCAAGCACUCUAUGGUAAAGCACUUGUUUACAUCAUGUCCCAAGCACAGGACGACCAGCUCAUAGAGCUGCUAUUGCAACUGAGGAAAACUACUCCAGAACAAGCCCGCCAGGUCCUCAAUGCUCAGCCGCAGCUAUCAUACCUCUUGAUUAGUCUCAUGGUCAAGAUGAAUGCCAUAAAUCUGGAGGCACUUCAGAAAACCCUCGCAUCCUACAUCCCAGCUACAGGUCAGCCAGCGGCGCCGUCUGUCCCAGGCACAGCUGCUGUACCGCCUUCAGCAAUUCCGCCUCAUGUAGCAGCGUCGUCUCAGUACCGCACUGCCACUCCUCCGAACGUGCCUGUUCCUCCGGCAAGCUUUCAGCCGCCCCCGUCCUCGGCCUAUCCUCCGUACCAUGGUGCGCCUCCCACCAACACGUAUGGCGCCCCCGGUGGUUUGGGGGGCCCUCCACCUUUACCAGGAUAUCCGGCCGCGCCAGCCCCGGCCCCUGCGCCAGCCCCCGCAAUCACAGCGGAUGCUCUAGCAGCGAUGCCUGAGCAACAAAGGGCCAUGAUAACGCGUAUUAUUACGAUGACUCCGGAGACCAUUAGGGCGCUACCGCCGCACGAGCGAGAUCCGAUUAACCAAAUCGUAAGCAUACAUGCCCUUUUCCUACGUGAUUCUCCUAACUCCCAUUACACCUGUGCUCAGUCGUACUCCUCUCAUCUGUCGGAGUAUGCUGGUCUCUUCCAGCCCCAUGCAGCUGUCGGAUAA